GCGGCGCAGCGCAGAGCCCGCCGGCAGCCCGCGGGGAGGGAGCCGCCGCCGCCAUGGGCUGCACCGUGAGCGCCGAGGACAAGGCGGCUGCCGAGCGUUCCCGCAUGAUCGACAAGAACCUCCGCGAGGACGGCGAGAAGGCGGCGCGCGAGGUCAAGCUCCUGCUGCUCGGUGCUGGCGAGUCCGGGAAGAGCACCAUCGUCAAACAGAUGAAGAUUAUCCAUGAAGAUGGCUACUCGGAAGACGAAUGCCGGCAGUACAAAGCCGUGGUCUACAGCAACACCAUCCAAUCCAUCAUGGCCAUCAUCAAGGCCAUGGGGAAUCUGCAGAUUGACUUCGGAGAUUCCUCCAGAGCGGAUGAUGCUCGCCAGUUGUUUGCGCUCUCCUGCACUGCGGAGGAACAGGGGAUCAUGCCAGAGGACCUGGCCAACGUGAUCCGGAGGCUGUGGGCUGAUAAUGGGGUUCAGGCCUGCUUUAACCGCUCCCGAGAAUACCAGCUGAAUGACUCUGCUGCCUACUACCUGAACGACCUGGAGAGGAUAGCUCGAGCCGACUACAUCCCCACCCAGCAGGAUGUGCUGCGAACCAGGGUGAAGACCACCGGCAUUGUAGAAACUCAUUUCACGUUCAAGGACCUGCAUUUCAAGAUGUUCGACGUGGGUGGCCAGCGGUCAGAGCGGAAGAAGUGGAUCCACUGCUUUGAGGGGGUGACGGCCAUUAUUUUCUGCGUGGCUCUGAGUGCCUACGACCUGGUGCUGGCUGAAGACGAAGAGAUGAACCGGAUGCAUGAGAGCAUGAAGCUCUUUGACAGCAUCUGCAACAACAAGUGGUUCACAGACACAUCCAUCAUCCUCUUCCUCAACAAGAAAGACCUCUUUGAGGAGAAAAUCGUACAGAGCCCCCUGACCAUCUGCUUCCCAGAGUACACAGGGGCCAACAAGUACGAUGAGGCAGCCAGCUACAUCCAAAGCAAGUUUGAGGACCUGAACAAGCGGAAGGACACAAAGGAGAUCUACACACACUUCACCUGUGCCACCGACACCAAGAACGUGCAGUUCGUCUUUGAUGCCGUGACCGAUGUCAUUAUCAAAAACAACCUGAAGGACUGCGGGCUCUUCUGAGGGCAAGCGGCGCCGGGCAGCAAGGGUGACCAGACGUGCUUGUCCCGGCAGGAGAGCCGCAGCCAGUGAAGGAAGGACCUCACCAUGUAACGACUUCUGCUUCUCUUCUUUUGUUUUGUUUCCCCACAACCCCGUAAAGAGACUUUGAUUACGAUCGUGGAGGCAGGGGCAGGGUUGUGCUCUCCACUGCUUCCUGGCUGCGUUACAGCCCAACCUGCACCAUCCCCAUCCGCCCCCUUCCUCCCCUUUGCAGACGUCCUCUUGGCUACAAGCCCGUGGCUGCAGGUUGUACCAUUGUGGUCCUUUCUUGCUUCCCCUCUCCACUCCAGAGGCUUGGGAAAAUGAGGUUUUAAUCUUUGAUUUAACUGGUUGAGAUUGCUCCAAACCCUCCUUUUUAUCUGCUUACAAGAAAUUACUGUUUACAUUCAAACUGUUGCUCUUGCGGGGGGGCAUGGAGGUUCCAGCUUUCCUGGCGUUGCACAGACCAGCAAGGAAAACCCACCACCCAGAAAACACAACCAACAACAUUCCUUUUAGAAAAACAGAAAAAAAAACACACAUACACACACACAAAAAAGAGCUUGGUUUACAUUGCUUUUUAAAGACAUCUUUUUAAGAAACUAUUUAAAAGCGUCAAGUGCUAAGUGGUUGCGUUGGUCUUCAUGCAUUCUUCUGCUGCAGCUCAAAACCACCACCAAAAUUUUGUGCCUUGCAGGGGCGUCUCAGACAGUCGCCCCCCCUCCCCUGGCUCGCUCGCAUGUGGGUCGAGGGCUUGGGGUUGGGGGCUGAAAGUCACCCCGCCACCUCCGGCGAUCUGCUGGGAGCAGGGAGACACAUCCCAGGCCUCCCCGCGGCAUGGCCCAGCUCAAGGGCUGGCGUGCGGGGCUGCCUGUCAGGUCGCCAUACCACCGCCUCUCUCUUUCUAAGCCUAGUUUUUGUAUGUCUAACUGUUACAUUGGUCGAGGAAACCCUGCUGUAUAAAAU
Molecule: messenger RNA, 2105 nt
Organism: Rhea pennata
Lineage: Eukaryota; Metazoa; Chordata; Aves; Rheiformes; Rheidae
Gene: GNAI2
Product: G protein subunit alpha i2
Exons: 9
Coding region: 54-1121 (355 amino acids)
Biological process (GO): G protein-coupled adenosine receptor signaling pathway; gamma-aminobutyric acid signaling pathway; adenylate cyclase-inhibiting G protein-coupled receptor signaling pathway
Cellular component (GO): heterotrimeric G-protein complex
Molecular function (GO): GTPase activity; G-protein beta/gamma-subunit complex binding; G protein-coupled receptor binding
Source: RefSeq, a predicted model, not a curated record